Messenger RNA from Ostrea edulis (European flat oyster), 3721 nucleotides. RefSeq lists its product as uncharacterized. Gene Ontology annotation, molecular function: protein binding. Lineage: Eukaryota; Metazoa; Mollusca; Bivalvia; Ostreida; Ostreidae. The record is from RefSeq and is a predicted model, not a curated record. The transcript is spliced from 16 exons. The coding region runs from base 724 to 3090 and encodes 788 amino acids.
UACAAUUUGGGGAAUGCCUCCAAUGUGCCGUUAAAGUUCUUUGUCUUCAAUGUGCCUUUAAAGUUCUUUUUUUUUUCUUUCUUCCAAUAAGCCGCAUGCCACCGUGUCGAGAACUGACUCUCUACACGUACUGAUAUUUUUAUGUAGAAUUCGUUGUCUGAAGAAACACUAAUGAUGUACACUCUGAUAUACAACAAUGUAUUUAUACUUUACGUCAUCAGACGUACAGAUGUACGCCUUGAUCGGUACAGAAUAUGUGACUUGCCAUCGAUCUAGCUGGUGUAAAAAAAAUUAUUUGGGAAAUAAAUACUAUUUGUCAUGGUAUAUGUUUGUUUUAGGAGGUAUUUUCAAAAUGUAAUAAACUGACUUUUGUGUCUGUAAAAUCACACCAUUGCUAUGUACCUUUUACGUCAUAAAACUUACGUCUUAAAUAAAAACAAUAACGAUUAUGUGUGUACAGUAUUGAAAGAAAGAAGAAAACAAGGCUAGCAAUAAAUCAAACAACUUUAAAAUCACAAAUUGUUGCCUGAUUUCAUGCAUUAACUAUUAUGCAUUAUCUGUUACAGUAAUAUUCAAGCUAAAGCGAAGUUUGGGGGAACAAACAAACGAAAGAGAGAAAAAAGAGAGAGAGGAAAAACACCGACAGUAGACCAAAGUCCACACUAUCCACGAUAAUUACAUAUGCAUGUCGACCACAAAUAACUCCCGAAGACAGUGCUCAAAAUGGACACGGACAUUACCGAAACUCCACCAUCCCCUGGUGAGGAUCUCCUCAAACAAAGACAGAUUCUUGCCAUUCGUUUACAACGAUCGAUACGAGAGAAAAAACUUCACGAAGUUAAGAAAUUUAUAAAAGAAAAAGCCGAUGUGAAUUACAAAGACGCAACAGGUAGUUCCGCCAUUCAUUAUGCAUCACAGGAAGGAAAUCUAGAGAUUGUGAACAUCUUAAUUGAUACCGGAGCCAUUGUCAACACAUUUGAUAACAACUACCACACUCCUCUCCACAAGGCCGCCAUGAGGGGACACCCCCUAGUGGCUGUUGCCCUGGUAGCCGCUGGGGCAGAGGUCGGGGCUCUCGAUUGGGAUAAUUGUUCUCCGUUUGAAAAGUCCAUCAUCUUCCAACAUUAUAAGUUGAGCAAAAUCUUGAUGCUCUUUGGUGCACAUCCAUAUCUAAAAGACAGGAGCUGGAUCACCGACAAACUGUCUGCAAGUCAGACUGAGGUUCUAGAAACAAUUCAAAACGAAAUUACUUUGGAGACGGGGUAUCGACAUGGACAGAUUUUACACCAUGUCGCCAAGAUAGAACCUGGAACUCAAUAUGUCUGUGAACAAUUAGGACUUGUGGUUGAUGCCACAAAAGAAAAAGAUGCCUUUUUCUUCUUCUGUCGCAAACUUCCAAUGGGUUUUACAGACAUUAAAUAUCUGCUGGCGAAUGAGGACACUGUUCUAAGUGACAUGUUUGAGAUACAGACUUGGAGAUUUGUUCGGAAAACAUUAAGAAUUACCAUCGACAUUGAGGGUAUUCCGAAACACAAUGAACAAUUCGGAGUGGUGUCCCAAGACGGUAAUGUUGGGAAGAUACAGGAUUUCGAAAAGCUGGAAGAGGAAAAUAUCACAAAAAUAACAAUAGACAUCAGUCUAAUGUCAAACAACACUACUACGUUUGCCAUAAAAAGCACGCAGAAGGGAGAAACAUUUGCCAUUUCAAGGGGCUCACAAGAUAUCAGCCUGAUAUCUGAACCGGGAGCGGAAAUACAUCUACCAAGCGAUGCCUUUAAGGAUGUGGCAGAACUUACUGUAAAGGUCUUGGACUCUAACGAUGCUAAUAACGACGAGGAGGAAGCGACAGGACCACUAGUCCUAACUAAUGUCAUAGACAUGACGGUGAGUGACGGUCAGCAACCACAAAAAGAAUUGGUGAUACGGCUACCUCUGCAUUACGGUGACCAGGAGGAGCAGGAUGUAUGCGUUCUAGCCACGUCAUUGGAAGAAGCAGACGACGAAAAGGACUGGGAGGUGUUAGAAGCUGAGACAGAUUCCGCGGGGAAAACGGCUACCUUUAAAAUCAAUCAUCUUUCAGUUUACGCUGGCGCCAAGAAGAAAAAUGUCAGAGAAAACAAACAAGAAGUGGUUGAUGUUAUACAACGGUCUCUGAGUGGGACCAAGAAAGUCAUCAUCCGCGCGUUCGCCCGCGAGAAGAUAGAAGACAGAGUAUUUUCACUCGUUCUGGAAUGCAUGAUCCCCAGAAAACUAAGGAAAAGGAAGCGGAAGUGGGAGCUGGAGGGAUACCAGUUGGUGGAACCUUAUCUCGGGCCCUUCGUCACCCCCAGCAACCAAACUUUUCGGAUAAGAUUUAGCAACAAUAUUGAAAUAGUUAGAGUUGGAAAUUUAAUGGAAGAAGAAAAUAGCCAAUCAAACGAAAAUCAAGAGGAAGGUAAAAAAGAUCAGGGAGAGGUUUUCAACGUCAAUACUCAACCUUUCACUACGUUGGAUUUUGUGGGCCGUGCAGGAUACAACUUCACUGUUGUCAAUCUUAAGUGCAAAGAGAACAAACAGAUCAAGGAGCAGGUCAUAGUGGAAAAAGAAGUCGGAACUACGGAAUGGAUUUCCCAGACAGUGACUGAUCCAGAUUCUGGGUGUUUUAGAGUUAAGGAAAGGACUGAGAAGAAAAAAAUACCAAAGCUUGUGUACGAACGUUUGGUAGACUUUCCUUUGUCUUUACGGAGCUCUAGAAAAGUUGAAAGCCAGAAGGAAGAUGUGCUCAUUCCAUCAGAGGCGACAGAAAAAACCUUCCAAAGUAUUCUUGAAGAUUUUGAGAAAACAUAUCCAAGUACAGUUCCUGGUAUGGACACCAAAACCCUUGGUAUGAUUGGGGGAAACAUUGAUAGAGAAGAGGCCAAAAUCUUCGGAAGGAAUCUCGGUUUAUCGAAAUCAGUCAUAGAACGUUUUCUGAACAUGUCUCAGCCAGCAGUACGAAUGCUAAUGAAAUACAGAGGUCAAUUAACGCAUUACGGACAGAAGAUCGUUCUUAUUACAUCUCUAAAGGCCAUAGGGAGACAGGACCUGGUAUUGAUGCUCACGUCCACUUAGUCACGAGAUAUUUCUGGACCAUUCUUGGUUAUUCGAAGAAAUUACACUUAAUUUCAAUUGAUAAAUUUUAUUAUUAUCAAAAAUCAAGUUCGUUUUGUUUUUUUCCAUCUAAGUCCAAUUUUCUACUUGAUCUGAUCGAUGUAUUAUUGAUAUUAUAAGUAGCUAAAAUCCAUGAUGCGAUCACAUUUCAAUAAUUCAAAAUGUCAGUAAAGUAUUCUUGGAAUUCUAACAUACUAUAGUGAUGUAUUCGAAAUUUCAAUUAUUACUUAGGUCUAUUUUCACUUUAAUCAUGAAGCCGGUUUUCUGCUUCCGAGAAAAUAUUCUCACACUCAAAUUUUAGGAAUCUACAUAAUAAAUGAACCAAAACGCAUAUUUUAAUUUUUACACAAGGAGCACUUUAUAAAAAUGAAAAGUGAAGAUAACGAACAGUGAUCAAUCUCUUAACUCCUAUAAGCAAUACAAAAUAUACAGUUUGGCAAACAGGGACCCCAGGAUAUACAAAACGUGGGAUGAUGUGCCUAGGAGGAGUAAGCACCCCCUGUGAACCGGUCAUACCCAUCGUGACCCUAUAUCUUGAUCAGAUAAACGGGGUUAUCCGUAGUCAAAAUCAUUGUGCCAAGAGCGGUCUAAC